Molecule: messenger RNA, 538 nt
Organism: Paramecium octaurelia
Lineage: Eukaryota; Ciliophora; Oligohymenophorea; Peniculida; Parameciidae
Source: the annotation of a GenBank genome assembly
CUUAAAUUAAACUCUUUUAGUGUUACUCUCCAUCUUUAAGGAUACAAUCUUAGUGGUCCCUACUUAGGAGUGAUAUUGAUCUUAGAGCUGUUAUGUAAGCCAAAUUUUAUAAUACCUGUUUAAAAAUUAGCUUUUGAAUGUAGUUUUGUUUAGGAAAAUAUCUGGUCUCCCGCAUUUUAUUUAUUAAUAGAGAUAAAUACUUAAAAGGAUUACAGAAUAAAUAGAGAGAAUCUCAGGCUAGUAAAGAAUUUUCUUUAUUUGAGCAAGGUCAUUUCAAAGAGACAGAGAAUUUUAGAGAGCUUUGAAUUGCUUUCUAAAGUGGCAAGAUUUUGAAAACUCUUUAUUCUUCGUAAAAUAAGCUUUAUUCAUUUUGGAGAGCAAUAGUCAAAUUGAGAUUCCACAACAAGAGGAUUUGAUAAACAAAGAAAUCCUAAACCAAUAAAAAGAUGAAGCCUUCCUUAAUUCUGAUUUCUUAUAUAAUUAAAUAAAUACUCAAGUGAUUUACUACAAAAUAUUGCUUUUGAAUAAAAUUACUUGA